CCCGCUGCUGUCUUGUAUCUAGUUCCGAUUGCACUUCCGAGCUACAGUUACGCCAACCGAACCAGACUUGGCCCAAGGCACCCUGAUCCCGACCUUUGAUUCCGGGGGCCUGGUCCCACCAUGGCUACCGGACGCCUUAGAUACAGUCCUACCCCCACCAUCGGAUGUCUCAGAAAAUCAAAACAAACAAGUUUCGAGUUUGAAAAACUAAGAUCAGAAAACGUCUCAACUCUCUCAUCCGCCGCGCUCACCGCCGACACGACCCUCUGGUUUAGAAUUGGAGAUCGCUGGUUCAAUAGCCAAUAGGUUAUCCGUUAAACACAAAAGUCUAUGAAACCAUAAACAAAUCACCUGAGCCAACUGCACCACACCAAGACAAAAACAACAGAAGCAAUGGGCGGGAAUUACCGUUUGAGACAGUUGCACAGUAGCUGCCCCAUUCCGACCAUCAAUUUCCAAUCAGCAAAACCCAAAAACUCAAACUCUUCAAAGAAAACAUCAACGUCCCAAAAAACUGCAAAACUGCAAAACUUAAGCACCACAGACUCUGACAUUGUAAAAUGGAACAUUGCCAUAACCACCCACAUGCGAAAUGGCCUGUGCGAAUCCGCUCUUCGAGUGUUUAACUCCAUGUCUCGAAGAAGCUCGGUAUCGUACAAUGCAAUGAUUUCUGGGUACUUACGGAAUCACAAGUUUGAUCUCGCGAGGGACUUGUUUGAUAAAAUGCCUGAGAGAGAUUUGUUUUCUUGGAAUGUGAUGUUAACUGGGUAUGUCAGGAAUAGAGAUCUUAAAACUGCGCGUGCUUUGUUUGAGAGGAUGCCGGAAAGGGAUACUGUUUCUUGGAAUGCCAUGUUAUCUGGGUAUGCGCAGAAUGGGUUUGUUGACGAGGCUAGAGAUAUUUUUGAUAAGAUGCCGCUUAAGAAUGGGAUUUCGUGGAAUGGGUUGCUUGCAGCAUAUGUGCAGAAUGGGAGGAUAGAGGAUGCAAAGAGGUUGUUUGAGUCGAAGAUGGAUUGGACGCUUGUUUCUUGGAAUUGUUUGAUGGGUGGGUUUGUGAGGAAGAGGAGGUUAUUGGAUGCCAGGAGUGUUUUUGAUAGGAUGCCUGUGAGAGAUGAGAUUUCGUGGAAUACUAUUAUUAGUGGUUAUGCACAGAAUGGAGAGAUGGACGAGGCACGAAGAUUGUUUGAGGAGUCUCCAAUUCAGGAUGUGUUUACAUGGACAGCUAUGGUUUCUGGAUAUGUGCAAAACGGGAAGCUGGAUGAAGCAAGAAGUAUUUUUGAUAGGAUGCCUGAGAAGAACUCAGUUUCUUGGAAUGCAAUGAUUGCAGGGUAUGUAAAAUGUAAACGAAUGGACAUGGCAAGAGAAUUGUUUGAGGAAAUGCCUUCUAGGGAUGCUAGUUCUUGGAAUACGAUGAUUACUGGAUAUGCUCAGAGUGGAAAUAUUGCUCAUGCUAGGAACUUGUUUGAUAACAUGCAUCAACGUGAUUCUAUUUCCUGGUCAGCUAUGAUUGCUGGCUACUCUCAAAACGGUUACAGUGAAGAGGCUUUACAUUUUUUUGUAGAAAUGCAAAGAGAUUGUGAAAGGUUGAAUAGAUCAUCAUUUACCUGUGCUUUGAGCACAUGUUCCAACAUUGCAGCUUUGGAAUUGGGGAAGCAGUUGCAUUGCCGGCUGGUCAAGGCUGGGUACCAGACUGGGUGGUACGUGGGGAAUGCUCUUCUUGCGAUGUAUUGUAAGUGUGGAAGUAUAGAUGAGGCACGAGAUGCAUUCGAAGAAAUACUAGAAAAGGAUGUGGUGUCUUGGAACACAAUGAUUCAUGGUUAUGCAAGGCAUGGUUUUGGGGAAGAGGCUCUGACAAUUUUUAAGUUAAUGAAGACCGCAGGAAUCAGGCCAGAUGAUGCCACUAUGGUUUCUGUAUUGGCUGCUUGUAGCCAUGCUGGCUUGGUAGACCAGGGCAGUGAAUAUUUCUACUCGAUGAAUCGUGAUUAUGGUAUAACUGCAAAAUUAGUGCACUAUACCUGUAUGGUUGAUCUUCUAGGUCGAGCAGGGAAACUAGAAGAGGCCCAGAAUUUGAUGAAAAACAUGCCUUUUGAACCAGAUGCUGCCACCUGGGGUGCUUUGCUUGGUGCAAGCAGAAUUCAUGGCAAUACAGAAUUGGGUGAAAAGGCUGCUCAGAUCAUCUUUGAGAUGGAACCUCAUAAUUCAGGAAUGUAUAUACUUCUCUCAAAAUUAUAUGCAGCUUCAGGAAGAUGGUCUGAUGCUGGUAAGAUGAGAUUAGAAAUGAGGAAUAAAGGUGUGAAGAAAGUACCUGGGUACAGUUGGCUUGAAGUUCAAAAUAAAAUUCACACAUUUAAAGUUGGGGACACUUCCCACCCGCAUACAGAUAAGAUAUAUACCUUUUUAGAAGAGAUGGAUUUGAAACUGAAGCAGGAGGGAUAUAUCUCCUCUACAAAGUUGGUCUUUCAUGAUGUGGAAGAGGAAGAGAAGGUGCAUAUGCUCAAGUAUCACAGUGAGAAAUUAGCUGUGGCAUAUGGCAUUCUGUCCAUUCCUGCUGGGAGACCGAUCCGUGUGAUAAAAAACUUGCGGGUGUGUGAAGAUUGUCAUAAUGCCAUUAAGUACAUAUCAAAGAUUGUGGGAAGAUUGAUCAUCCUAAGGGAUAACCAUCGCUUUCACUACUUUGAGGGAGGAUCAUGUUCCUGUAGAGAUUUUUGGUGAUCUAGCAAAACUAAUGAUUUUUGACGCUUAUAGAGUUGCAAAUAUACUCAGUAUAUGUCAAAUUCUUACAUGUUGAAUUUUCCUGUAUCUGAAUAAUUGAACGUGGUGACUCUUGUAAGAAAAGGAUAGAGGUCCGCUCCUGCUGCUGUAUGCAAAAAGGACUGUUGAUUGUGAAAAGAGGAUUGUUGAAGGUAUCCAGAAAUGAGAUUACUUUUGAUUUUUUGAGAAAAGAUAUCCUGGAUUCCUUGAAAAAUUUAGAAAAUGGUAACAGAGUUCCAGUAUUUCCGAACAUGUUUCUUGUUGAUUGGUAGUGGGAGGUUGUGUGUUUAGUAUAGCUUCUUCAUUAAAUGUAACAGAGUUUCUCGCAUCUAAGAGAUCAUAAACCUCAGGGACCUUGUACAGUACUUACCAUAAACAGGACUAUGUAGUGAAAACAUCCAGAAUUCUCUUGUUUUGCUCAUUGAUAGGCCGGACAAGGUGGUUUUUCAGAAUCCAUUUGAGGAGAGGGGGAUGAUGAGAAUUAUCUUGCUAUAUCAUAGGAUCCAUUAUAUUUGUUG
This is a messenger RNA of Populus euphratica (Euphrates poplar), 3266 nucleotides long. Its product is annotated as Tetratricopeptide repeat (TPR)-like superfamily protein. The transcript is spliced from 2 exons. Gene Ontology annotation, biological process: RNA modification. Lineage: Eukaryota; Viridiplantae; Streptophyta; Magnoliopsida; Malpighiales; Salicaceae. Gene Ontology annotation, molecular function: zinc ion binding; RNA binding; protein binding. The record is from RefSeq and is a predicted model, not a curated record. The coding region runs from base 394 to 2709 and encodes 771 amino acids.